AGCCAUUAGAUGUAUUCUAAUUAUUAAUCAAGUCCGAUAUGAAACUGUUAUCAAUUAUUGUUAAGGUGGUAUAGCAGACACAUCUCUUUGAGGCGGCAAAGUUUAACUUACUCUACAACAAUUCAAAACGUCUUUAUUUCUGCGUUGUUUUAUUUUAUCACGCAUUUAUCAGCUGAAACUGUCCAAAUCAAUGCAAAUAAUCAAUAGGCUACUUUUUAGAAAAAAAGUAUCUACAUCAUUUGCCUUGAAGAUCUUACGACAAUUUGAAGGAAAUAUUACACUAUGUGCAUUGUACUGUCAUUGAUGUGAGAUUAAACAUGAGUAAUUGGUUAAGGAGUCGAAAUACUGCCGUUAAUAACUCCGAUCAAAACAAUCCAAAUGAUAUAAUCAACGAAGAGAAUCCAUCUUCUACAGCACAACCUUCUACAAUAACCUUGAGUGAAGCUUUACAACAAAAGAUAGAGGACCAGCAACUUCCAGGAUGGUUCAAAACUCAACAAAUAUCGGAAAAAUUCAACUUUGUGCGAUAUGUUGAAAUCACACUGAAAGAGUUUACCAUAUAUAUUAUAUUUUAUAUUUUAUUAUGGAGUGCCAUUUUCAGUUAUUCAAGGGAUGAAGAUUUUUAUUAUCAGUAUACAAUAAAGAAAGUGUACGAAGAAACACAAUUCAACUGUUUCAAUGUAACUGGAACCAUCAGCAUGAAUGAUAUCAGUACAAUGGAACAAUAUUGGUGUUUCAUUACCAAUUUUCUGGUCUCCAGUUUCCACUGGAAGUUCUGGUUCGGUUCAAGAGAUAAGGUGUACAUCGCAACAACAGAAGAUGAGAACAUACUCUUCAAUAACUAUUUGAUAGGAGUGCCUCGCAUCAGACAGGUGAGAGUCACAAAUCAAUCUUGUGAAAUACACGAUGAAUUCAAACAAAGGUUUAAGCAUUGCUACGGUUUCUACUCUUCUAGUACUGAGGAAACAGGUAUGAUCUAUCCAACCAAUGAUGGCGUAACUGGCAACCAAUCAUGCUGGAUGUAUGCGACAGCCGGUGAACUAGAAUCUAGGUCGUAUGCUGGUCAAUUGGCAACGUACUAUGGAGGCGGCUACACCUUGGAGCUCACUCUUGACGAGGAAACAGACAAGGCGAUGCUCGUUAUCCUCAAGGACAACCUGUGGAUAUCUAGAGCAACACGAGCAAUAUUCGUCGAUUUUGCCACUUUGAAUACCAAUACUGAAUCAAUGUGCUUCAUCAAAUUAGUAUUCGAAUUUCCUCCGACGGGUGGAGUAUAUCCUUCGACAAAUUUCUACCUGAUACAACUGAACCGUUAUUACAUGGACUUGGAACAUUAUGGUCUGAUGGUUCUUAUCUGCCAAAUAUUGAUUAUAUUCUUCACAAUCUACUUCACACUGGUGGAAAUAAACGAGUUCAUAGUUUUGAAAUACAAAUCAUACUUUGCAUCAUGGUGGACUAUAUUAGAUCUGAUUAUUCUGGUGUUGCUUUGGAUGUCAAUUAUCGGACACAUACUUCUAUGCUUCCUGGUUGGUUAUAAUGUGCGCAAUAAGUUGAGUGAGAAUGUACUUGAGCAGAGAACUUACAGAAGCUUCGACAGCCUCAUCUCAUGGCAUAGCAUACAUGCCUCCAUCGUGGCAUGGACAUUGUUUUUCGCUGCUCUCAAGUUUUUGAGACUAUUGAAAAUUUUCCGAUUCGUUAGGAAUUUAUUUGAAAUUAUAUUCCAGGCUUCAUAUAACAUUCUCGCAUUUAUAAUGUUAUUUUCAACGAUAAUACUUGCUUGUGGUCUGAUUGCUCAUUUGCAAUUUGGUGAUAAAGUCCGUGGUCUACAAACUUUUCCUUCAGCCUGUUGUUCCCUUGUAUUGGCUCUAGUGGGACAUUUCGAUUUGCAACUUCUCAUAGAAUACGAUACAUUCAUAGGAUCAACAUUUUGCUAUUUCUACAUUUUUCUAGUCUUUUUCAUUGUGACGAAUAUAAUUAUUGCCAUCCUGAAUGAACGAUAUUGGAUAGUAAAUAGACUACUGAGUCGAGAACAUGAUGAAGACCUGUGGGAACCCUUCAGGUUCAAGUUGCAAGAAAAGUUGUACAAAAUGGGCUGUAAAGAUUGCUCGUCAAGAUGGUUCAAGUAUGACCAAUUGAGCAAAUCUGAGAAAAAAUAUAAUGCUUUGAAGGAUGAAUAUGCUAGGAGAACUGAGGGAACAUUGGAGGAAGCAGAAGAGUUUUUGAAGAAUGCAAAUGUCACCAAGAAGAAUGCGGCAAAAAUUCCCAAGAAGGAUAUACGAAGCCUUAUGAGAGGUGCAGGCGGCACAAGAUCAGACAAAGACUUGAAUAAGAGAUUGUCCCGGUUGGAAGCAGAAAUAAGAAGGUUGAAUACGGAACUCAACUCAAGAGGAUGAAAUCAAAGUCCAACCAACAAAGAAACAUUGCAAAUACUUUGUUGUUUUUGGCAGUAGGUCUAAUGCUGUUUUCAAAUAAAAACAAUUCCGAAUAGACACAUUCCA
Nilaparvata lugens (brown planthopper) is the source of this 2498-nucleotide messenger RNA. RefSeq names its product polycystic kidney disease 2-like 2 protein. The coding region runs from base 318 to 2393 and encodes 691 amino acids. Lineage: Eukaryota; Metazoa; Arthropoda; Insecta; Hemiptera; Delphacidae. The record is from RefSeq and is a predicted model, not a curated record. The transcript is spliced from 13 exons. Gene Ontology annotation, cellular component: membrane. Gene Ontology annotation, molecular function: calcium ion binding.